Messenger RNA from Symbiodinium natans, 1311 nucleotides. The record is from the annotation of a GenBank genome assembly. NCBI's taxonomy places the organism in Eukaryota, Dinophyceae, Suessiales, Symbiodiniaceae.
AUGGACAGCGCCACGGCCAUUAACGGCCACUAUACUCGCCCGGAGACUGUUCUGGACAGGCCAGCGUACUCGCUCACAGCAGUGACCCCUGAUGAGCUCGCAAGCGCGAACUUGAACUACAUGUACAUCUUCGACGAUCACGCCCCUUACCUGCAUAAGAAGAAACGUCCCAAGCCGAGCGGCGCCAACAAGUGGCUUCUUCCCGUGAGCGAUUCACUUGGUUGCGGCGGCUCUGCGACAAGCAACGCGGGGCGGACUUGCACGUGUAAUCUUCGCUUGUUCUGCAUUCUGCAGCAGUGGCAAGUGUGGUCCUUCAACUUCCCGGAUGUUGUUCAGCAUGUUCUCCGCUUUUGCAAGAUGCAAACCAGUAGUGUGGUUGGUUUCGCAGCCAGAAGUGCCCUGACGCGACUCGAAGUGAUCUGCCCUCCUCUUGUGAAACCACUCCUGCACCUCUUGAGGGUUCGAGAGGGCUUGCAGCUGGGCGUGUCUUUGUGUUUGAUGCUCACCAAUGGGCCCCUGAAGUUCCAGUCACGGGCCAGCGUCACUGCGUUGUCGGAGAAGGCAAGCCGAGCGAAGAAGGCCAGGGAGUCCAGUGAGCUGCCGAGAGAUCAUUACAUUCAGAGGAUAGCCUGGCAGGCGAUUGACCGAAACCGGAAAGCCAUCGAGAACCGCAUCCGAUACUUCCAAAAGGAAGAGGAGAAGAUUUGGAGGGAUCUGGAGGAAGUGAGGCGGCAGGCAGCGGCCAUUGAGGAGGGGCGAUCACGGACCAUCGAAAAGAAGCUGGCAGACCGAGCCAUCCAGCAGGAGAGAGACCUCCUACUUCAGCAGAACAGAGUUCGAGCUGCCCAAAACAGGGUCACCGUCUCUGACUACCGGAAGCAGCAGCAGCCAGAGCCCAAGGAACCACAGAAUGCGAAGGUCAGAGCCAAUAGAUUGACGGGUCCAGUUCGUAGAGUCCGUAUCAAGGCCGGGGAGCAGCAGAUUUUGCCACAGCCGGGCAAUGCUGGAACGGACUUGCAUGGGACUCACAUCUGGUUCACGGCCAGCCAGGAGCGCGCGGCGCGCAUCGAACGCAUGCGGGAGUUCCAGGAGCUGGAGCGACAGCAAGCCGAGCACGAGGUCAUGGAAGCAGAGUCCACGCUACCGGAACUGGAGGAGCAGGAGCUCAUCUGCCUGCAGCGCCUGCAGAACUCGCGCAUCGUCACCCAGUCGGUCCUUGAGGAGCUGGAGACUCGUCUUGGGUCACAAAGCUCCGUGACGACCCUGCUCCGUUCGAAGCAGGCAGAGAAGUGGCACCGCUUCGGACCAUAG